AUGGCCAUUGUCAAGGGCGCCAACAAGGGUGUGGGCGCAGCCCGAUAUCUCAUAACCAAGGCGCGUGCUGCCUCAACAUCAGCAGUAACUGCGCAAAUGGCUCCUACACAUAGCUUGCCCCCUGGGUUCACAGCCCAGAUUGGACAACUAGAGGCUUGUACCCUGCCUGAGAGGGUUUCGGGAUCUGUGUCCGACAAGGCCAUAGCAGAUGCCAUGAUCGGUGCCUGGCGCCGGGAUGGCAUUUUGCAGAUUGACAUGUCAAAGACACAACAACGUCUUUACCAAGCCGCCAAUGCAGCAAGCAGGCGCUUCUUCUCUCGACCACCCGCACAAAAGCGGGCCUGCGUAGACCACAUGAGCUACUCGGGCUACAUCGCGUCUGGUGAGGAGAUCACUGAUGGCGUAGCCGACUACUCAGAGAUCUUCACCGUGACGAAAGAUCUCCCCCACACCGAUCAGCGAGUUGCCCAAGGCUGGCCGUGCCAUGGGCCGUGUCCGUGGCCUGACCAGAGUAUGAAGAAUGCCAUGAAAAGCUACAUGAGCGAUUUGGCUGUGUCGGGAGAGAAGCUGUUGCAGCUCAUCGAAAUGGGGUUGGAUGUUCCCACGGGGUCUCUCACGAGAUACACGGAUGAUGGGUGGCAUCACAUGCGUGUCUUGAGGUUUCCUCACAGGGACAGGACCAACGGAAAGGGGAAAAAGGGCCGUGGUAUUGGCUCUCAUACAGACUAUGGUCUGCUUGUCAUUGCCGCUCAAGACGAAGUUGGAGGACUCUUUGUCCGACCACCGCGUCAAGAUGAGCAGUUUGCAAACUGGGAGAAGACCUCAGCUGGACUAAGGGAGAAUGACGCUGGAUGGAUGUAUGUCCCUCCCGCCGCUGGGACAUUCACAGUGUUUCCAGGCGACAUGAUGCAGUAUAUGACCAACAACUUUCUCAAGUCAACGCCGCAUAAAGUCGGGCUCAAUGUUCGUGAACGAUUUGCCUUUGCGUACUUUCACGAACCCAACUUUCGAUCUGUAAUCAAGCCCUUGCCUGGUUACAAUGCCGGACAGUCGCCGAUUGGCGGGAUACACUAUGGAACUCAUUUCACAAACAUGUUUCUGAGGAAUUAUCCCGACAGAGUUACCACCGCUCGGCUCCGAGAGGAGGGCCGAUACCAUUUACUCGCGUCGGAGCAGCUUCGGGAUGAGGAUGGUGUGCUGUAG
Trichoderma atroviride IMI 206040 is the source of this 1203-nucleotide messenger RNA. RefSeq lists its product as uncharacterized. Lineage: Eukaryota; Fungi; Ascomycota; Sordariomycetes; Hypocreales; Hypocreaceae. The record is from RefSeq and is a predicted model, not a curated record.